Calypte anna (Anna's hummingbird) is the source of this 1415-nucleotide messenger RNA. It is a transcript of the gene SPATA18, whose product is annotated as spermatogenesis associated 18. Bases 79 to 1338 code for a protein of 419 amino acids. Gene Ontology annotation, biological process: mitophagy by internal vacuole formation; mitochondrial protein catabolic process. The record is from RefSeq and is a predicted model, not a curated record. The transcript is spliced from 11 exons. NCBI's taxonomy places the organism in Eukaryota, Metazoa, Chordata, Aves, Apodiformes, Trochilidae. Gene Ontology annotation, cellular component: mitochondrial outer membrane.
AUCCCAUCCCAUCCCAUCCCAUCCCAUCCCAUCCCAUCCCAUCCCAUCCCAUCUCCGUGAGCGCGCUGGCAGCCGGACAUGGCCGACGGCUUGAGGAAACUGGUCAACGCCGACAGCGGCCGGGUGCUGCAGCAGAAGCUGGAGAGCUGGUACCGGGACUACGAGAUUAAUUCCUGUGAUCAGAAUCUGAACCGAUGCUGUGAAAUAAUAGAACUGAACUCUGAGAUUCAAGGGCAGCUCUUCACAAUCCUCAAUGAAACAUCUCGACAAGGUGGGCACUAUGCAGGUGUGGAAACAAUAAAAUCUCGUCUCCUGCCAUGGCUAGGGACUUCCUCUGGUACUUCAGGAAGGCUUUUUGAAACCAGCACCUCUUUCACUCAGGAGAAAGAGAAGCAGCUGAGAGAGCUGAGUAUCAAUCAGACUUUUCAACUGCAAGACCUGCAGGAAGAACUGACUUCAACUCGCCUACAGCUCAACCGCUUGCAACAAGAGCUUAUACGGAGCCGCUCUCCUUCCCCAAGGCUCACCAGGAGCAAGUCACCAAUUCCACUCCGCCUGAGGAGCCGGUCACCGGGCCGCGCCAGGCGCACAAACGCUUCCCGCCGCAGCUGCCUCGUUGCUCGCUUUGGGGACAUCUAUGCUGAGGAACGCCUGGAUGCAGAGACCCUUCUGAGGACAUACAUCAGUGACAUAGAGAUGGUGCAGAGGAUCAUAUACAUUGCAGCUGUGGAGUCAUUUCGUGCAGCAAAGAUGGCCUACAGGCAAUUCAAAAUACGUGUCAGAGACACUCUGUCUCUAGGUCACUCAGGGCCUGAGUCACUUGAAGAUGCUGUCCUGGAUUAUAUAGUUCGCCAUGAGGAUCUCUAUGAUGUUCAAGGCAGUGUCAAUGAAGUAAUUCGCUCCAUGAACAUCAACCCAAAGAUUUCAUUUCCACCAGAAAUUGAUUUCAUUGUGAUCAGCAAUUUGAUUCGAGAGCUGUGCCGUGUGGCUUUUUCAAUGCAGACACUCAAUCCUCCUCUUGAUAUUGCCUUUGGUACUGAUGGAGAGCUUUUCAGUGAGACCAAGUACCAUCGUAGUUCUGACUCUGAUUUCACAGCUGUGUUGGUGGCAUAUCAUGUAUGGCCUGCUCUUAUGGAAAAUGAUAUUGUAAUUUUGAAAGGAAAGGCAGUUACAAAAAGGGGAGCUCUGUGGUCCUGCAGAAGUAGAAGUAGAAGUAGGAGUAGAAGUAGAAGCAGAGGCAGAAGCCGCACCCGUAGCAGCAGUCCUCUUCGAACCCAUCAUCAUUUGUUUCGAAGCUGCAGUCCUUCACCACUGAGGAGUGGAAGCCCAAGGCGUUAACUGAGCAUGUUCCUGUAAUUCCAUACACAAGGAUCCAACAACUUCACUGGUGCCUUUUCUCCUCAGGAAUACCUCAA